AUGUCCUUUGUGGACGAUCAAGCAGACACAUAUGUAGGGUCAUUCCCCAAAGGGUUUGGUUAUAGACCUGAAGAGACUGACAUUGAUGGAGCAGUGAGUCCUGGGGAUGAGAAGCCAAGGAUUUUGUUAAUGGGUCUUAGAAGAAGUGGCACGUCAUCAAUACAACAAAAGGUUGUCUUCCAUAAAGUGUCACCUAAUGAGACUUUGUUCCUGGAGAGUACCAAUAAAAUUGUCAAAGAUGAUAUUUCCAAUUUAUCAUUUGUCCAGUUUCACAUCUGGGAUAUUCCUGGCCAAAUUGAUUUCUUCGAUGCUGCCUUCGACUCAGAGUAUAUCUUUGGUGGAUGUGGCGCCCUAAUUUUUGUUAUUGAUGCUCAAGAUGACUACAUGGAAGCAUUAUCCUGGUUAAAAAUGGCAGUGAGCCGUGCCCACAAAAUUAAUGAGAAUAUAAAAUUUGAAGUGUUUAUCCACAAAGUGGAUGGGCUGUCUGAUGACAACAAGAUAGAAACACAGAGAGACAUUCUGCAGAGAGCAACAGAUGAGCUAGCAGACGCGGGGAUGGAUAAUAUCAGACUAAGUUUUCACUUAACCAGCAUCUACGAGCAUUCAAUAUUUGAAGCCUUCAGCAAGGUUGUGCAGAAGCUGAUCCCCUAGUUGGCUGUCAUGGAGAACAAGUUGGACAUUGUCAUCUCUAACUCGAAAAGUGAGAAGGCCUUCCUCUUUGAUGUCGUUAGUAAAAUUUACAUCGCCACAGACAGUUCACCAGUUGAUAUGCGAUGUUACGAACUGUGCUGCGAUAUGGUUGACGUUGCAAUUGAUAUUUCUUGUACAUACGGUGCUCGUGAUGAUGGUGUAUUUGACAAUGAGUCGGCUUCAUUUAUCACACUAAACUCCAGUACAGUGUUGUUUCUUCGGGAGGUCAACCGGCAUGUGUGUAAAGCAACAGAAUGUUUUUCUUCACCAUGUUUUUCAUAA
Molecule: messenger RNA, 972 nt
Organism: Physella acuta
Lineage: Eukaryota; Metazoa; Mollusca; Gastropoda; Physidae
Product: ras-related GTP-binding protein C-like
Biological process (GO): negative regulation of autophagy; positive regulation of TORC1 signaling; cellular response to starvation
Cellular component (GO): nucleus; lysosome; Gtr1-Gtr2 GTPase complex
Molecular function (GO): GTP binding; GTPase activity
Source: RefSeq, a predicted model, not a curated record